GAUUGGUGAGAGCAGGGGCUCGGCUCACAUUACACCGCCUGCCUGCCCCGCUCCCACAGCCCUGUGACAGCCGCUGUGUACAGACCAGUCUACGGUACAGACCCACAGGGUACACUGUAUAUUACACACACUCUGCUGCUGCACGUACGACGAGUGGAGGUCGCCUCCGUCCUGAGAAGAGUCUGUCCUUCGGGGGUUCAGAGCCUCCUUUUCCUCCUCCAGCCCGCUGCGGUCUGUCUGCCUGUCGGUCUGUCUGUGUGUCUCGUUACCUGCGGCUCUGCCCGGCUGUCUGUCAGUCCACCCGGCUGUUAAUGAGAUUACCGGGGGUCGAGGCCGCGCUUCAGUCCACUCGCCACGCUUUUAACGCUGAAAGUUGUAACUCUCUUUUCUGAAGCCUGGGUAAACCAUGCUGAGACUUGCCAGGAACCAGGGCAGAAGGGUGAGGGGCUGCAUGUGCAGCCAGCGGAGGUCAAACCACUACAAGGGUGUGAUGGGCAUCCGUCGUGAGGACGUCAACGUAUGGGAGAGGCGUGCACCCCUUGCUCCUCGCCAUGUAAAGGAAAUCACUGCUGAGGGCUAUAAAGUCCUGGUGCAGCCCUCCAACAGGAGAGCAAUCCACGACAGAUACUAUGAGAAAGCAGGAGCCAUCUUACAGGAGGACAUCUCGGAGGCUUCUCUCAUUGUAGGUGUGAAGAGGCCUCCAGAAGAAAAAGUUAUUCCACAUAAAACUUACGCUUUCUUUUCUCACACCAUCAAAGCUCAGGAGCCCAACAUGGGGCUUUUAGAUGAUAUCCUUAAAAAGAAUGUGCGACUCAUUGAUUAUGAGAAAAUGGUGGACGAGAAUGGUUUCAGAAUCGUAGCCUUUGGAAAGUGGGCUGGUGUUGCAGGAAUGAUUAAUAUUUUACAUGGCCUGGGUCUGCGUUUUCUUGCCCUUGGACAUCACACUCCCUUUAUGCAUAUUGGAAUGGCACACAACUACAGAAACGUCAGUCAGUCCGUUCAAGCAGUGAGGGACUGUGGAUAUGAGAUAUCUCUGGGAUUGAUGCCCAAGUCUAUUGGUCCCCUCACGUUUGUGUUCACUGGCACUGGCAACGUAUCUAAGGGUGCACAAGAGAUUUUUAAUGAACUUCCAUGUGAGUUUGUGGAGCCACAUGAACUGAAAGACGUCUGCGAAUCAGGAGACCGAACUAAAGUGUAUGGCACGGUCAUCAGCAGACGUCACCAUCUAAUUCGAAAGAGUGAUGGCCUGUAUGACCCUUUUGAGUAUGAGCAUCAUCCCGAACGCUACACCUCACACUUCAGAUCCACCAUAGCACCUUACACAACAUGCCUGAUUAACGGUAUCUACUGGGACCCUCACACUCCAAGGCUGCUACGACGACUGGAUGCACAGAAGCUCAUGAAACCUUCAAAGCUUCCAUCCUAUUCAAUAGAAGGCUGUCCAGAGCUGCCACACAAGUUCUUGGCUAUUUGUGACAUUUCUGCAGACACAGGAGGCUCCAUAGAGUUCAUGACUGAGUGCACCACUAUUGAGAAGCCCUUCUGUAUGUAUGAUCCCAAAAAGCACAUCGAUCACGACAGUGUGGAAGGAAAUGGCAUUCUCAUGUGCUCAAUUGAUAACCUUCCUGCCCAGCUGCCUAUUGAGGCUACCGAGUAUUUUGGUGACCGCUUGUUACCUUAUGUUUGGGAAAUGCUUCCUUCAGAUGCUACAAGACCACUGGAUGAUGAGGGCUUCACUCCACAAGUUAAAGAUGCUGUAAUAACAUCCAAUGGCAAGUUGGCUCCCAAGUUUGAGUACAUUGAGAAGCUAAGAGAGAGGAGAUAUUUUGAAAGUCUGGAGGACAGGGAGUCUGAGCAGAUCCUGAAGAAAGGCGGGAUGAAGCGUGUGCUGCUGUUAGGAUCUGGCUAUGUGUCCGGGCCAGUCAUUGAAUAUCUCACCAGGGAUGUUGCCACUCAGGUCACAGUGGCCUCAGUGUUACUGAGCCAGGCAGAGGAACUGGCUGCCCUUUACCCCAACACCAUACCUGUGAUGCUCGAUGUGUCUAGCCAAGAGGGCCAUCUUGAGUCUUUGGUCAAAGACCAUGACCUAGUGAUCAGCAUGCUGCCAUAUUCUUAUCAUCCUCUGGUAGCUAAGCAUUGCAUCAACAAGAAGGUGAACUUGGUGACAGCCAGCUACCUGAGUCCAGAGAUGAAGGAGCUUCAAAGAAGUGCGGAAGAGGCUGGCAUCACCAUAGUCAAUGAGAUGGGCCUGGACCCUGGCAUUGAUCACAUGUUGGCCAUGGAGUGCAUCGACCAGGCCAAGGCAGACGGUUGCACUGUGGAGUCGUUUAGCUCUUAUUGUGGUGGUCUUCCUGCACCAGAGUGUUCUGAAAAUCCACUGCGCUACAAAUUCAGCUGGAGUCCAUAUGGAGUGCUGCUUAAUACCAUCAGUCCUGCCGUCUAUCUCAAAAAUAACCAGGUGGUCAGUAUUCCUGCUGGUGGUUCUCUGCUGGAAAGCACAGUGAGCAUGGACUUCCUGCCUGGUUUUAAUCUGGAGGGAUUUCCCAAUCGUGACAGCACCAAGUACGCUGAAGCUUAUGGCAUAGAGUCUGCACAAAGCUUGGUCAGAGGGACCCUGCGUUUUAAGGGCUUCUCCCAUGCAAUGAGUGGAUUUGUAAAACUCGGAAUGAUCAACACAGACCCUUCACCAUUGCUCAAUCCAGCAGCCAGUCCCAUCUCCUGGAAAGAGCUGCUGUGUAGGCUGCUUGACUUGCCCUCAUCUGUUAGCAGUGACUCAGUUGAGGAAGUGGUGUUUAACCACAUUGGGAGAGAUGAGUCCAGGAUGCAGACACUCAGAUGGCUGGGAAUGCUGAGUGAUGAAGCUGUUCCCCAGUGUGGCACCAUCCUGGCAUCGCUGGCUAAACACCUGGAGACCAAGCUCGCUUACGAAAAAAAUGAGCGAGACAUGAUCAUCAUGAGGAAUGAUGUCGGCAUCAGGCACCCAACGGGCGAGCUGGAGACAAAGCACAUCAGCCUGGUGGUCUAUGGGGACCCCAAAGGCUUCUCAGCCAUGGCUAAAACCGUGGGUUACCCUGCAGCUAUUGUAGCUCGCAUGCUGCUUAAUGGUGAGCUGAACACUAAAGGACUUGUUGUACCGAUGACAAAGAAUAUAUAUGCCCCAAUUCUGAAAACACUGCAGGAGGAAGGCCUUCAGUUCAUCACCAAAAGCACUGUAACUGAGUAACCUGUUCUAAACACUCAGGCCUGGAGGUUCAGGAUAAGUAAUUUAGAUGGAUUCACAGGCCGUGAAGAAGUUGUUUUAUUGAAAUACAGAAAAAUAUGUGAUUAUUGACACGAAUCCAGGAACACCAUGUGUUCACUAAACAUCUAUUUUCUUACAUUUGUAACAUGUAUAAGACAAAAUACUGGCAUAACUGAAAUGCAGACUUUGGCAGGUGUGCUGUACAGAAUGUAACCGAGCUGCAAAGCAGUAAAACAGUGUAGUGUUUUUAUUUUACUCAUGUUGCUUUGUGCAUUUUCCUCAUUGGACAUCCUUUUAUUUAAAUGUGAAUAUUUCUUUAAAAAUUCCAGAGUUUUCAGAAUUACCGUUCAUAAAUCAAAAUACUGUUGACUGGGGUUAAUCUGCUGUAUUGAAGCACUUUAGUGGAUGUGUAGAUUUCAGCACUGUUACAGUUAAUGCAGAAUGACAACAGGUUCAAUCCGAGAACUGUUACAGAACUCACUCAUCUUUUACAGAAAUGUGUUUUAUUAUAUGUAUUAAAUGCUGAUUGGGGUGUUUACUCCAGGCUUUGUCAAUUGGAUUGUCCUUUUAAAAUAAAAUAAAUAUUAUGACCCCUUCUGUUGAUCAUCUUCAUAAGCCCACUGUUCAGAUACAGAGCUCAUUUUGUUGUUAAAAAUAAACAGAUCCAAUUUAAUGAACAGGGAAAAAAAAUCACACAGUAAACACAGUAAAGUGUUGGUGAACUGGAUACCACGCUGGCAAUGUGUUGGCACUGACAUCCUAACAAAAAUGAUCGCUUACUAAACAUAAUGGGCCCUGUUAUGAGUAAUUUAAGGCCAGAUCUAUUUGUAAGGCUGCUGAAAAGCUGGGUUUGUUAUCAGAUUCAGAGCCCUUUUGCUUAUUGCCUUCUCAUUCAGCUGAGCCUACUGUACUCAGAAAUAGCAACUGCAGGCCUGUGCAUACCCACAGAACCAAAACCAGUGCUGUGCGGAAUUUUGUAUCUUCUGUAAUCUUAUUAGAAGUUUCUCUGCUUUUAUUAGAUUUGUUUUACACUUAUUAAAAUUAAGAGUCUAGUAAAUGUAUAAAAGCAUUACCUGCAGUCUGUACAUUGAAGCAAAACUGGAAAUAGGGCUGUGGAGUCUCUGUUGUUUUAAAACUGUUUUAAGUGCUCUUUGCCCUCACUUUGUACUAAUUAUUUUUCUUGCCACCUUAAAAAAUAUUGAACAAUAAUAAUACAAAUCCAUAGUUUAUUUACCAGUUUCAAAGGGACAUGUCUGGGAAAAUGUAAUACAGCAAUAAAGACAUUUAUUGCGUA
This is a messenger RNA of Astyanax mexicanus (Mexican tetra), 4535 nucleotides long. It is a transcript of the gene aass, whose product is annotated as aminoadipate-semialdehyde synthase. Gene Ontology annotation, cellular component: cytoplasm. The record is from RefSeq and is a predicted model, not a curated record. Gene Ontology annotation, molecular function: saccharopine dehydrogenase activity. The transcript has 25 exons. Bases 407 to 3223 code for a protein of 938 amino acids. Lineage: Eukaryota; Metazoa; Chordata; Actinopteri; Characiformes; Acestrorhamphidae.